AUGGGCUCUGCGCUCCUCACACUUGGCGCUCUCCUCAGCACCAUGGCUAUGGUCACUAACUGGAUGUCUCACACACUUCCCACCUUGGUUGGUCUAGACACCUCCCGAAUUCCCAGCAGCAACUCACUGGACCCCCCCCCCGAUAGGCUCCACCGGCUUGUCCCAAUUAGCCCCCGUGAGGGUUGGCAGGUUUACAGCUCGGCCCAGGACCCCGAUGGGCGCUGCAUCUGUACCGUUGUGGCACCUGAACAGAACUUGUGCUCCAGAGAUGCCAAAAGCAAACAGCUACGCCAACUUUUGGAGAAGGUCCAGAACAUGUCCCAAUCUAUAGAGGUGCUGAAUCUACGUACCCAGAGGGACUUCCAGUAUGUGCAGAAGAUGGAGACACAGAUGAAGGGGCUAAGGACCAAGUUCAGGCAAAUUGAGGAAGAUCGGAAAACGCUGCUCACACGUCACUACCAGGAUCUGAAGGAGAAGAUGGAUGAACUGCUUCCUCUGAUUCCUAUCCUGGAGCAGUAUAAGACUGAUGCCCGGCUCAUCACACAGUUCAAAGAGGAGAUCCGCAAUCUUACUGGCAUUUUGACUACCAUCCAGCAGGAGAUUGGGGUGUUUGAUUAUGAGGAGCUGCACCAAAGGGUCCUGGGGCUGGAGAGCCGCCUUCGGGAGUGCAUGAAAAAGCUCACUUGCGGAAAGCUGAUGAAAAUUUCUGGUCCAGUCACAGUGAAGAAAUCUGGCCCGAGGUUUGGUGCUUGGUUGAUGGAUCCUACCGCAUCUGAGAAGAACAAUCGUGUCUGGUAUAUGGAAGGCUUUACAAACAGCAAGAUCGUGCGGGAAUACAAAUCACUGGCAGAUUUUGUCACUGGGGCAGAGUCUAGGACUUACAAUCUUCCCUUUAAAUGGGCAGGAACCAGCCAUCUGGUCUAUAACGGAUCGCUUUUCUUCAAUAAGUACCAGAGCAACAUAAUAAUCAAAUACAGCUUUGGUACUGGGAGAGUUCUGGCCCAGCGCAGUUUGGAUAAUGCUGGUUUCAACAACGUGUAUCCGUACACCUGGGGCGGCUUCUCCGACAUCGACCUGAUGGCAGAUGAGUUUGGCUUGUGGGCCGUUUAUGCCACCAACCAGAAUGCCGGCAACAUUGUCAUCAGCCAGUUGCGACAAGACACAUUGGAAGUGGUGAAGAGCUGGAGUACUGGCUACCCAAAGAGGAGUGCAGGAGAAUCCUUCAUGAUAUGUGGCACCUUAUACGUCACCAACUCCCACCUCACUGGUGCUAAGGUCUUUUACUCAUAUUCCACCAAGACCUCCACAUACGAGUACACAGACAUCCCCUUCCACAACCAGUACUUUCACAUUUCCAUGCUGGAUUACAAUGCCAGGGAUCGAGCACUCUAUGCCUGGAACAAUGGGCACCAGGUGCUGUUCAACGUAACAUUAUUUCAUAUUAUUAAGACAGACGAUGACAUGUAACACGGCGAAGACCCUUCAUUACAUCCCAUUUCAAUUUCUUGCUUUCUCUUCUCCUAUCUUUUACCCACCUACCAGGCUCGCUCUUUCCUCAUUUUUGGUUAUUUCUUAUUCAGACUCUAUAGUUCAUAAUGAACAUGAAACAAGAAAGACAAGUCACCAUAAGUGUACCCAUGUCCCCAAAGGUCACCUGGUGCAGACACUGGAUAUUUCAUAUGGAACAACUUGUAAAUCCAGAAUUGUAACCAUGUACAGUAAGAGACACCAAUGGAUAUUUGGGUAAAAUCAGAGAAAAAAAAAGAAAGGUGCAGAUACUCGCCAGCAUUAUAUGAUGCAGCUGGUCAAUUCUUUUCUACUAAUAUAAUCCAUUUCUGUGAAUGUUAUUGAUAUGGCACAGAGGUAGUUAAAGUCCUGUGCACUUAUUAGCAUCAUUGGUGGAUGCUAUAAUUAUCUCCAAUUAAAAACCCCUUGAGCGGCCAUUGCUAAUAAGUCAUAAUGAUGGUGAAUUAUCUGGUCUAUUAAUCUCCUCUAAUGAGUCUUUUAAUGCACCAGCGGGUGUCACCCAGGGACAAUAUCACCUGGUGCAAACGGCACAGGAAUUGUGACAGUGCACGGGUUACUGGGAGUGAAGCAAAAUCCAACUUGCUCUCUUAAUUAUCCUAUAAGGAAUCGUCUAAUAGAUGUCUGAUCUGUACCUCUCACAAUGGCACCUUCUGGUUGUUGUUUUAUACACAUUGUCCUUGUUUUCCUUCUCUCCCUCCAUCCCUCUGUCCCUCAUUUCCUUCCCCCUCCCUCUGUUCCUCAU
Messenger RNA from Bombina bombina (fire-bellied toad), 2269 nucleotides. RefSeq names its product olfactomedin 3 (gene OLFM3). Bases 1 to 1467 code for a protein of 488 amino acids. NCBI's taxonomy places the organism in Eukaryota, Metazoa, Chordata, Amphibia, Anura, Bombinatoridae. Gene Ontology annotation, biological process: signal transduction. The record is from RefSeq and is a predicted model, not a curated record. The transcript is spliced from 7 exons.